CAACCACACAACACAACGAACGUCCUCGCAGCCCGCCUCCUGUCCAUGCACAUUCUCCGCGCUUUCUUGAUUUUGUGUGUGUGGACUGCUCUCUUGCUCUCUUGGUUGCUUUGCUCGACAGCGCACAAGCCCGCACACGAGCCCGCUCGUUGUGAACCUUGCUUUUUCGCUGCCUCGCCGUGUGAAACCUCGCUGUGGCCUGCUUGUUGCCUCACAGCAAGGCCAACAAAGCCCGCUCUUCUCCUUCUCACCGCGCUGGUCGACAGGCAAACGGGCAAAGCGGCAAGCUCCUUUCUUCCCCACCGGAACCGCCUCAGCCCUCCUUGUGUUCAUGACCAUGACGCCCUCCGACAAAGCGGGGAAGAAGAAGACACAGCGCAAGUCGCUGCCCGAAGAUGAUGAAGGACGCGCUGGUUCUGAACGCCGAAGCAAGCAGCACAAGGAUUCCCCGCGGCAACCGCCCAGCACUUCUUCUGUGCCUGCAAGCGUACGAGGCCGCGCUUCCUCGGCGGAGUCAAGAAUAAUUCGGCCAACGCCCAGGUCAUGCGACACGAGCUCAACAGCAGCAGACGCGGCGUCGAAAAAGCAGGUGCACGAGGGCUCGCUCUUCUGCCUGUAUCCGGAGCUCGGCGAGGAGACGUUGGCAAAGGCAGCUCAGAGCAAUCAGGACUUGAUGCAUCUCUUGCGCCCCGUCGUGAACGGAGACCCGCUACCGAAGAAGACAACCAAAGGCAGGGCCAAAUCCACAGCAACGUCAUCCUCCUCGGCCAGCACCAAAGCGGAACGGCAAGACGACGCCGGCGUCAGUAAAACGUCACAACCUGCACGUCACACGCGCCACAACCCCGCAAGUUCCCGCCCACCAUCCGCGAGAAGCCACCGUCGCCGAGGCAGCUCUGCCUCGAGCAGCUCUGACAUUCGCGGCGUCCCAGCUCCUGCCAUGGAGGUGAGGCGUGACAGUGCCAUGGACACGGGCGUGGACACGGAUGACGACGCGGACAGGCGCUCCUCGAGACGCCUACGCACGCAAGCUUCCGCCAAGGCCAAGCCGGAGCGAACUCGCGGCCCGAGCAAGCAGCAGCUAACGCAACAGCCAUCUCCCCGGGAGCCGGACAGCACGCGGGUGCCGCAAGAAGACGUGGAACAGACCAAGAAACCAGAUGGUCUUCGACAGCAGCGAACACCGCACAGUGUAGUGUUGGACGUUACACCGCUCCGUGGUGGCGGCGGACGCACCACCGGGGGGAGUGACGUUGUCGGUGGCGACGAUGGUGAACACGGCGGCGGCCCGUCGUCCCCCGUUUUGCACUCGCCAAUGAGUGCCGGCACGAUAGUGGGUAGCUCGAAGGGUGCAACAGCCUCCGCCGCAAUGUCUGCCGCCGGCCGAGCUGCUGUGUCAACAAGCCGCGGCGCCUCUCAAAACCCAUCACCCAAGCAGCAGCAGCAGCAGCAGCAGCAGCAGCAGCAGAGCGCAACAAAUACGCCAGCACAUUUUGCAUCCUCCUCACCUUCACGGCAGCCACCGCCGCCACCAGCAGCCCCUACUACGUCUCGGCCAAAUCCCACAGAAUUGACGGAAGUAUCAGCUGCCGAAUCCAAGCAGGCUCCACACUCAACUGGCACCAAGAAGAGCGAUGCCAAGCCGUCAACGUCAGUACCACCGACGUCGACAUUGGCGUCAACCGACUCUGUUGACAAGCCAGCAAAGCCGCCCACCCCGGAGCCUCUGCCGCACGCGAGAGACCUUGUGGGCCGCCUGCUGGUGGUGGACACGCUGGAGAAGGACAUACUGCGAGCGGUUGUGCUCCGGGCCUUCGGUGCACGCAACGUCAUUGUGCAAUAUGAGGACACCGCAAAGGAGAAAAUGAGCGUGGCAGAGGCGCUGGCCCUUCAAGCACCAUCUGGCGAAACCGUCGCCAGCCCGACGGCUUGGAUCAAGCAGGCGAUACAGGAGUACAAGGAUCGUCGCCAGCGGGAAGAGACGGAGCGCCGCGAGAUUGGUCCAAGCAACAUCGUUUCCGGAAGACGUGAGCGGGCCAAGCCAAAGCCUGACUCGGCCGAAUCGACGGCCGACAAGUCCAGCGCUGCUGACAACAAGCGCCCAAAAGUGCGACGAGGCAACAAGAAGGAAAGAAGACAGUCUGGCAAUUCCUCGGGGGUGAUAUUGCGCCACGUCGACAGGGCCCGGAUCAACGACGUGGACGUGUGCAUUGGCUCAUUCAUUGUUGUUGCCAGGGCGCGGGCGAUGCGAAUUCACGAGAUAUUGGGCAUGUUUGACUACGCCAGCGUCAUUGUGUUUGCACUCUCAUCAUAUGUGCUGAACCCACGCGAUAAGCGCGAGCUGCUUCCAGUACCCAAAACCCUUGAGUUUCUGGCGCUGGACCCGCGUGAUGUGGUCGGCCGGCUGGAUGUUGUCUCGUUCUACGGGUAUUGUGCGCAGUGGGCGAAGAUCAAGGCGCAGCAAGAGCUGGGAAGACACGUUGACACCUCGUACAUGGAUCACGUCCGGUUCUUGCGAGUACCCAACGAGAAUAAGUCCAAUGCGGAAUUCCUGGGGAAGUCGACGGACGACAUUGCCAAGGCUUGCGCUAGGGCGUUUCGUCAGGCCGUGAGGGACUGAGACGCGCAGAGGCACGCGUUGCUACGACAACAAGUACUGAGCUCCGUUGGUUACGGCAACUCGACUCGAUUCAUGCAUGAGCCUGGGCUGGUGUGCACGCGCACACCUACCCAUCCUAACUAUUCUAUAACAGGGUGUACACUGCGUGUGUGUGUUGGGGGGGGGGGGG
Salpingoeca rosetta is the source of this 2789-nucleotide messenger RNA. RefSeq lists its product as uncharacterized. NCBI's taxonomy places the organism in Eukaryota, Choanoflagellata, Craspedida, Salpingoecidae. The transcript has 4 exons. Bases 332 to 2620 code for a protein of 762 amino acids. The record is from RefSeq and is a predicted model, not a curated record.